AUGGUUGCUGGGUACCAGCGGCUGAAUGAAAAGAAAUCACAACCGAAUCCCAAUGUUGUCUUCAUCAAGCCCUUAGAUGGUCCAGACAAACAGAUAGCCCAGGACUUUCUUGAGAGAAUAGCAGCACAAUGCCGUCCCAUUAUGCGAGAAAACCAUCUGUACGUUACUUCGCUAGAGGAGUACGAGCCAAAUCGUGAAUUCGUUGGACGGAAUUUUAAUGCAGGCGAAGUCGUGCAACUCGUUCUCAAGUCGCCCAGCACUGGCCGCUGGCUACCCUUCAAAUAUGUGCAGAUGGUCAUGAUGCAUGAGCUGGCACAUUGCAAGCAAAUGAAUCAUUCAAGAGCAUUCUGGACCGUUCGAAACGUGUACGCUUCUCGAAUGCACGAGCUUUGGUCCAAAAACUAUACCGGAGACGGUCUAUGGGGAAGGGGUGCCAACCUUGCCACUGGUGAAUGGGAAAAGAAUAGCGUGCUUGCUGAUGAGGUUCUACCAGAGCAUCUCUGCGGAGGUACUUACAGAUCACGUCGCAAGAGACGGGCCAAGCCGCAACUGUCCUACCAGGAACGAAAGGAAAGACGAAUCUUGAAGAAGUUUGGCAAGAAUGGGGUCGCUCUCGGUGCCGAUGAAGAAGAAAAGGUCAAGUUAGAGAGUGGCAGGAAGCUUCAAGCAAAACCCCGGGUUGCGGGAAGCAUGAGAGGACGCGAGCUUCGGGCGGCGGCGGCACUCGCUCGCUUCGAAAAGCAAAAUACAGAGCCUGAGACCAUCAAAGAUAAUGACGAGACAGAUUCCGGGAGCGGCAGCGAAUUUGAGUACGAGCCUGGAGAAGAUUCUAAGGAUGCUGUCGAUGUGAAUGGUAAGAGACUACUUGAUGGACAAGGCUGCGGCAUGGUCAAAGUCUGUAAAGAUGAGGAUAGAGAUGAUCCUGGGGCUAGAGAUGAGAGUCGGGAACUUCUAAGAAUGAUUAGGGGCAUCAAGAGGGAGUCCCCUGAGUCACAAGUUACAGAACCAUCUCAAGAACCUAAGCCUCAAGUUCUCAACAACCAGUCACCGCCAAUAGCGGCACUUGCUAGGGCUACCAAGGUAGAACCCACAAGAGGAUCUAAGCAGCCUGAGAUGCCAACGACAUCAACAAACAAUGCAAAAGCCACCAAAGGGCCCCCGGUUUCGCCCCCCCAGGGUUCAGCUCAGCCAGCCGACUCGACAAGCAAACAGGCACGCUCUGGCGGAACUUGCUCCAUGUGCUCUUACGACAAUCCUAAUUUAGCACUUACAUGUGCAAUGUGUGCCAAUGUAUUGGACGCCUCAACAACAGACUCGUGGCAGUGUUCAAGCGACGCGUGUAAAACUACACAGUAUCGCAAUGCUGGCGAUUGUGGGGUUUGUGGGUUGUGUGGUCAAAGAAGAGCAGAGGCUGCGUAA
Molecule: messenger RNA, 1419 nt
Organism: Fusarium proliferatum ET1
Lineage: Eukaryota; Fungi; Ascomycota; Sordariomycetes; Hypocreales; Nectriaceae
Exons: 2
Coding region: 1-1419 (472 amino acids)
Source: RefSeq, a predicted model, not a curated record